Molecule: messenger RNA, 2316 nt
Organism: Blumeria graminis f. sp. triticale
Lineage: Eukaryota; Fungi; Ascomycota; Leotiomycetes; Helotiales; Erysiphaceae
Source: the annotation of a GenBank genome assembly
AUGACUGAAUACAAGCUUUCAGCUACCCUUACCGGUCAUGAAAACGAUGUCAGAGCCGUGCUACACCCAGCGUCCGAGCUAGUAAUAUCAGCAUCAAGGGAUAAUACGACGCGACUUUGGCGCAAACAGUCUGAUAAUAAAGUAUCAUUCGACUCUUCAAUUGCGUCAAAAUCCGGACAUUGGCUCAAUGCUCUUACAUACCUGCCACCAAAUAAUGAAUACCCAGAAGGCCUCGUAUUUGCUGCAGGAAAAGACCUCAUAAUCGAGGUUCGACAGCCUUCGAAGGCAUCUGAUGAAAAUGCAGAAGCCCUACUCCUUGGACAUAGUAACACCAUUUGUGCCCUUGAUAUUGAUCCAUCAGGCACAUUCGUUGUUAGCGGAGCAUGGGAUCACGAGGUAAGGAUAUGGCCAGUUGGGAAAUGGGAGUGUGAAUCUAUUCUAGAGAAUCACGAAGGAUCAGUAUGGGCUGUUCUAGCAUUUAGCUCUGAAAUCAUUAUAACUGGCUGUGCUGAUCAGAAAGUUCGUAUUUUUCAUAAAGCGGGAAAUCUGUUAAAAGCAUUCCAAGCCAGCAAAUCCCCCGUACGAGCUUUGUGUCGACUGCCCAAAGAUCACGUUUCGGGUGGUGACUUUGCUUCAGCAGACAAUGAUGGGGUUAUCCGGUUUUGGACAUUGGCCGGUAAACAGGUGGAUGAAGCACGCGGUCACGAAAGUUUUAUAUACUCCUUGGCAUCACUUCCAAGCGGUGAGAUAAUUAGUUCCGGGGAAGACCGAACGUUACGCAUAUGGAGAGGUAAUGAGUGUAUUCAAACAAUCACACAUCCAGCGGUCUCUGUUUGGAGUGUUGCCGCUUGCCUUGAGAAUGGAGACAUCGUGUCUGGGGCUAGUGAUAAGAUAGUAAGGGUCUUUACAAGAAGUGCGGAGCGAAUUGCAGAUGAAGAGACAAUGAGAGAUUUCGAGUCAGCAGUAAAAAGCACCGCUAUUCCUCAGCAGACAAUGCCUAGCAUUAAUAAAGAGAAGUUACCGGGACCAGAUUUUCUGAAGACGAAAUUGGGAACGAAAGAUGGUCAGGUUCAAAUGAUACUGGAAGAGAAUGGCUCAAUCUCUGCACACACAUGGUCCAAAGCCACUGGCCGAUGGACAAAUGUUGGUGUCGUGGUUGAUGCUGUCGGUAGUAAUGGAAAUAAGAAGUUUUAUAAUGGCCAAGAGUUUGAUUUUGUAUUUGAUGUUGACAUGGAAGAUGGGAAACCACCUCUCAAGCUUCCAUAUAAUCUUUCAGAAAACCCUUACGACGCUGCAAAUAGAUUUAUUAAAGACAAUGAGGCACCUUCCACAUACCUGGAGGAGAUAGCAAGCUUUAUAAUUAAAAAUACUCAAGGAUCAACUAUUGGACAAAACCAGCAGCAAGCUUCAGCUGAUCCCUGGGGGAGCGAUGAACGUUACCGUCCAGGAGAUGGUAAAUCAACAGCUGAUAACGCUCAAAAUAUUAAACCUUCUAUUCUUCCUCAAAAAAGCUAUCUUAGCAUCUUAGCUACGCAUCGUCAAACCAUUUAUAACAAAGUAAAAGAAAUUAACUCGGCAUAUCUAGCAGACAGCCAAAAAGAAGUUGCUCUUCACCAGGGUGAAGUAGAAUUUCUAUCAGUCCUCUGCGCGAAUCUAAAAGAUCCUACAGCAGCUAAUGUAUCAGUACCAGAAAUUCAAGUCGCGAUCAAGAUUGCAACGAGAUGGCCAUACAAAGAUCGCCUUCCUGGUCUGGACCUAAUUAGGUUAGUGGCUGUCGGAUCCGAAGCUGCUACCUAUAAGAAUGCGGAAGAUGUUAAUUUAGUGGAUUUGAUAAUAAACGGAGCUUCGAAUAACACGCCUGUGAUUGAAACACACAUCAUGAUGGCCAUUCGUGCCUUGGCAAAUCUUUUUAUUUCAGCUGAAGGAAGAAAACUGGUAAUGAUUGAAUUCAAGAAAAUACACGACUUCAUUUCUUCUUCAACUAAGGCAACGUCAAAUCGUAAUCUCUUAGUUGCAGCGACAACUGUGUAUAUAAAUUACUCUGUAAUUUACACUGAAGGUGCAGAAGAACUUGACCCAGAUAUAUCUAAUGCUAUCGUAGAAGUACUGGGAGAAAUUCUCAGCAACCAGAAUGAUUCGGAAAUCGUUUAUCGAGCUUUAGUUGCCUUGGGAUCGUUUGUAGCCACGUUCAAAGACAUUCGGAGCAAAUCUAGCAACUCUAGUGGAAUAGUUUCAAUCGUUCAGAAGUCCAUGAGCAAGGCAAGCGAUCCUCGGAUCCGAAAUGUAGGCCAGGAACUGCUUGAUAUGCUAGCGUAA